AUGGCAGAUCCAGACCCCUCAGCAGGAAAUCUCCCACAGGUACUAAAUAAGGAGAUAAAAUGUAUGAGCAAACAAGAGAAAUCCUUGCUGGGCAGUGUAGCUGCAAUCAAGACCUUGGCUGGUAUUCUCCGUAGCUGCUAUGGCCCUUAUGGCAGGCUAAAGUACCUGGUGACAUCUCAAGGAAAAACUGUCUGUACAGGGUAUGCAGCAACUAUCCUUAGAGCCUUGGAACUAGAACACCCAGCAGCUCAACUGCUCCGGGAAGCAGCCCAGACCCAAGCUGAGAAUAGUGGGGAUGGCACAGCCUUUGUUGUUCUUCUGGCUGGGGCCUUGCUUGAACAAGCUGAAGCCAUGGUGAGAGCUGGUCUGCCCCACUCUCGUGUCCGUGAAGCCUAUGCUAUUGCAACCGAUGAAGCCCUGAAGAUACUGCCUACCUUGGUUGUUUGUUCCCUAGAUUCUUUGGAAAAUCCAACUUGGGCCCUCCGCUCUGCAGUAUAUACCCACUCUCUCUCCCACCAUGAGUAUUUGACAAACUUGGUGACCCAGGCAUGUCAUGAUUCUAGGGAUCCUGAUGGAAGUUUUCACCCUGAACGCUUGGCAGUAUGCUCAGUGCCUGGGGCAGAUCUGGGUGACUCAAGCCUGAUACCAGGAUUGGCAGUGUAUGGUGCACCCUGUGGGAAAAUUACAGCUAUAUUUAACGCCAAGGUGGCACUAUAUUCUUGCCCCUUCGGCCCCGUUAGCCCCCAUACACCUGCUGCUGCUCAUCUCAGUUCCUCUGAAGACUUAAUUAACCACAAGGAAGGAGAGGACAGAUUGGCAUCAAGGCUAGUGGGCCAGCUUGCAGCUGUAGGUAUCAAUGUGGUGGUGGUAUGGGGACAAAUAAAUGAGAUUUGUCUACUGCAUGCUGAUCGGCAUAACAUCAUGGUCGUGCAAGCAAAGUCCAGGAGGCAGUUAGUCCAGCUGAGCCAUGUCAUGCAUAUAACUCUGCUGCCUUUCUUGAUACCUCCCAUUGUAGCAGGGGAAUGUGUUAGAGUAUAUACACAGGAAAUGGCACUGGGAUUGGCUGUAGUGUUUGAAUGGAAUUACUUAUUUGCACCUGCUAUCACUGUGAUCCUUCGGGGAUCCACGGAUGAAGGACUAAAGGGAGCAGAACAAGCUGUUCGUCAUGCCAUAAAUACCUAUACACAGCUGAGUCAGGACCCUCGCUUGCUACCAGGAGCUGGGGCAACGGAGUUGGCUCUAGCUAAAGAACUUUCAGAACUGGGAAGCCAAUUAGAGGGGCCCAAUGGUCCUGGGAUCCUUGCAUUUGCCAGGGCUCUUAGGUCACUUCCUGUAAUCCUAGCAGAGAAUGCAGGUGUGCCAGGGGCAGAUAUAUUGGCACAACUUCAGGGACACCACCAGGCUGGGGACAUUGUUAUGGGAGUGGGGGAUGAAGGGACAAUAAAUGUGACCCAGGAAGGAAUAUUUGACCCCUUGACUGUCAAGACCCGGGGUAUACGGGUGGCAGCUGAUGUGGUAUUGGAACUAGUGACUGUAGAUGAUAUCCUGAUUGCCAAGAAAAGUGGGGAGUUUAUCAACCCAAAGGACAGGGAUUCUGAAUCAGAUAAUCUAAAACAACACCCAACCUCCCUCAAUAACAACUAACCCUUGGAAGAAAUAAGUUAGUAACUCCCUCAAUAAAAGGAGACUGCCAAGGAGG
Messenger RNA from Gracilinanus agilis (Agile Gracile Mouse Opossum), 1699 nucleotides. It is a transcript of the gene CCT8L2, whose product is annotated as chaperonin containing TCP1 subunit 8 like 2. Gene Ontology annotation, molecular function: ATP binding; ATP-dependent protein folding chaperone. Gene Ontology annotation, cellular component: chaperonin-containing T-complex. NCBI's taxonomy places the organism in Eukaryota, Metazoa, Chordata, Mammalia, Didelphimorphia, Didelphidae. The coding region runs from base 1 to 1644 and encodes 547 amino acids. The record is from RefSeq and is a predicted model, not a curated record. The transcript has a single exon. Gene Ontology annotation, biological process: protein folding.